AUGUCAAGUGCCGCUACUGUUACUGCUUCGUUUAACGAUACUUUCAAAGUAUCCGACAACAUUGCUGUCAUUGUUCCUGAAACGGACACCCAGGUGACCUACCGGGACCUGUCCCAUAUGGUAGGCCACUUUCAGACCAUGUUCAGUAACCCUUCUUCUCCGCUGUAUGGCACGAUCUUCAGGCAGGACACUGUGGCAAUCUCCAUGCGUAAUGGGCUGGAGUUCAUCGUCGCCUUCCUUGGGGCCACCAUGGACGCCAAGAUCGGUGCUCCUUUGAACUCCAACUAUAAGGAAAAGGAGUUCAAUUUCUAUUUAAACGACCUGAAGUCUAAAGCUAUCUGCGUUCCUAAGGGCACUACAAAGUUGCCUGACUCCGAGAUUUUGAAGUCCGCCUCUACAUUCGGGUGUUUCAUCGUGGAAUUGAGCUUUGAUGCAGCCAGGUUCAGGGUAGAAUAUGACAUCUACUCUCCAAAGGACAAUUACAAGAACGUUUUUUACCGGUCGUUGAACAAUGCCAAGUUUGUCAACACGGACCCCGUCAGAUUUCCAGGGUUUGCUCGUUCCAGCGAUGUUGCUCUGAUUUUGCAUACCAGCGGUACCACGUCCACUCCAAAGACUGUACCCUUGUUGCAUCUGAACAUUGUGAGAAGCACGUUGAAUAUCGCAAACACUUACAAGUUGACGCCCUUGGACCGGUCCUACAUCGUCAUGCCCCUGUUCCACGUUCACGGAUUGAUCGGUGUUUUGCUAUCUACCUUUAGAACUCAAGGCUCGGUCGUGGUGCCUGACGGGUUCCACCCAAAGCUGUUCUGGGAUCAAUUCGUCAAGUACCAUUGUAACUGGUUCAGUUGUGUGCCCACGAUAAGCAUGAUCAUGCUGAACAUGCCCAAGCCCACGCCUUUCCCCCACAUUAGGUUCAUCAGAUCGUGUUCUUCUGCGUUGGCACCUGCAACGUUCCACAAGCUGGAAAGGGAAUUCAACGCUCCUGUCUUGGAGGCCUACGCAAUGACCGAAGCAUCGCACCAAAUGACCUCGAACAACCUGCCCCCGGGAAAGAGAAAGCCUGGCACCGUGGGCCAACCACAGGGCGUCAUUGUUCUUAUCCUGGAUGAUAAGGACAACGUUUUGCCCCCAGGCAAGGUCGGGGAGGUCUCCAUCAGAGGCGAAAACGUCACACUGGGCUAUGCCAACAACCCAAAGGCCAACAAGGAGAACUUUACCAAGAGGGAGAACUACUUCAGAACCGGUGACCAAGGCUACUUCGACCCGGAGGGUUUCUUGGUUCUCACGGGCAGAAUUAAAGAGCUGAUCAACAGGGGUGGUGAAAAGAUCUCGCCUAUUGAACUGGAUGGUAUAAUGCUGUCGCACCCCAAAAUCGACGAGGCCGUGGCCUUUGGUGUUCCCGACGACAUGUACGGCCAGGUGGUUCAAGCCGCCGUCGUCUUGAAGAAGAACGAAAAGAUGACCUACGAAGAACUUGUUUCCUUCCUGAAGAAGCACCUUGCAGCCUUCAAAAUCCCCACCAAGGUGUAUUUUGUCGACAAGCUGCCCAAGACCGCCACCGGUAAGAUCCAGAGAAGAAUCAUCGCGGAGACCUUCACCAAGAGCAGCAAAAACAAGAGUAAGUUGUGA
Messenger RNA from Saccharomyces eubayanus, 1632 nucleotides. It is a transcript of the gene PCS60, whose product is annotated as Pcs60p. NCBI's taxonomy places the organism in Eukaryota, Fungi, Ascomycota, Saccharomycetes, Saccharomycetales, Saccharomycetaceae. Gene Ontology annotation, biological process: fatty acid metabolic process. Bases 1 to 1632 code for a protein of 543 amino acids. The record is from RefSeq and is a predicted model, not a curated record. Gene Ontology annotation, molecular function: medium-chain fatty acid-CoA ligase activity. The transcript has a single exon.